CAAGGAUACAUUUGAGCGCAUGACGGAUGUCCAGAGCGCCGUGCAGGCAUUGCAGGAGCUUGAGGUGUUUCGGCAGAAGGUUGGCGAGUUUGGCAGUGAAAUGGCAAUGAGAAUGGCGAUGGAUCCAAAGACAUCCCCAUCGUCCUGGUGGAUGAUGUUCGGAUCAAGCACUCCAAAGCUGCAGUAUCUUGCCAUGCGGUUUGUUUCACAAUGUUGUUCGUCCAGUGGAUGCGAGCGCAACUGGAGUACUUUUGCCUUGAUGCAUAUAAAAGUUCGCAAUCGAUUGUCGCACAAGAAACUUAACAAGCUGGUCUAUGUCAACUACAACCUUCGUCAGCGACUAGAGGAGGUCUCCGGCCCACCGAUACGUGAAGAAGGUGAUUUUAUCGACCAGCUGGCCCAUCUUUCAUUUUAUGAUGAGAAUAAUCCGGUGCGGGAAUGGAUGGAAUAUGGUCGAUCUAACCGCGCUCCAGUUCUGGACGAGGAUGAUGAUGACGGAGACGUCCCUCUCCCGUCUCAUAUUGUCAGGGAUCAAAUAAACCUCUCAGAUUUACGUGACACUACGGGGGAUGCUUGCAUCAGCGAUUGGGCACGUAGACAUGUGGGUGACACUCACCUAGGGAAGAGGAAAUUCCAGAGGGGGCAUACGAAGGGUGACUCGAAGCGUCAAAAACAAAAAGAAAAAGCAACAGCAAAAUAAGUGAACAGCGACACGUCCACAGAUGAUGGCGAUGGUGAGCGUAGUCCACCGUAUCAAGAGACUGGGGAUAGCAGCUCCGCUGGUGAUGGUGACGGUAG
Panicum virgatum (switchgrass) is the source of this 798-nucleotide messenger RNA. RefSeq lists its product as uncharacterized. The coding region runs from base 20 to 700 and encodes 226 amino acids. The transcript has 2 exons. The record is from RefSeq and is a predicted model, not a curated record. Lineage: Eukaryota; Viridiplantae; Streptophyta; Magnoliopsida; Poales; Poaceae. Gene Ontology annotation, molecular function: protein dimerization activity.